UCUGCCUGGAGCAGCAGGGGUACCGGGACAAAGCAAGCAAUUGUGCUGAGAAGUCUUGUUUGCAUGCAGCAAUAUUUAUGAGGUGGGGAGGGGAGAUGGUGGAGAACAGAGUAAGAUUGGAGCAGCAACAUCUAAACAGAGCCCCUUUGUUUAUGACAGACCUAAGUGAAGAAGGGAAUAUUACUUUUUGUUUCUGAAAACCUGGUUGGAAUGCAGGCCAGUUGGCUGUUAGAGCCAAUUUGUCAAAUAGUUCAGCUGAUCAGCGUUGUGCUUCUUAAUUAUGUCACAGUUUCAUCUCAGAGUUAGGGCCAGGAGCAAGGUCUCUUUGCGCCUCUGUCUUCAGAAACUUGGACAGAAACAUUCCCACCCUCCUGCGGUUUUAAAAGCAAUUGGCCUGCAGAGAACUGGGAAACAAGAUGAGGCAUUCAUUCUGGCACAAGAAGUGGCAGCCCUUGAACCUACAGAUGACAAUUCAUUGCAAGCUCUGACUAUCCUAUAUCGAGAAAUGCAUCGACCUGAGCUGGUGACAAAACUCUAUGAAGCAGCUGUGAAGAAAGUCCCUAACAGUGAAGAGUACCAUUCCCACCUUUUCAUGGCUUAUGCAAGAGUUGGGGAGUACAAGAAGAUGCAACAGGCUGGAAUGGCACUUUAUAAGAUUGUUCCCAAAAACCCAUACUAUUUUUGGUCAGUGAUGAGUUUGAUUAUGCAGUCAAUCUCUGCGCAGGAUGAAAAACUCUCCAAGACCAUGUUUUUGCCCCUGGCUGAGAGGAUGGUUGAAAAAAUGGUGAAGGAAGAUAAAAUUGAAGCUGAGGCUGAAGUUGAACUUUACUACAUGAUUCUAGAACGCUUGGAAAAAUACCAGGAAGCUCUGGAUGUUGUGAGAGGAAAACUAGGAGAGAAGUUAACCAGUGAGCUCCAGAGCAGAGAGAACAAGUGCAUGGAGAUGUACAAAAAACUGGGCAACUGGCCGGAAUGCAAUGCUCUCUCGAGACAACUUCUGCUUAAAAAUCCAGAUGAUUGGCAGUUCUAUAUUAUUUACUUUGACUCCCUCUUUCAACUGAUCGACACAGCCUGGAGUCCUCCGGCUGAAGGAGAGCACUCUCUGGAAGGCGAAGUACAUCACAGCACAGAGCAGGCCGUGGCUUUCGUAGAGCAGAGGAUAAUCCAUGAAGCCAACAGUGUCCGCCCGCUCCGGGGACCUUACCUGGCCCAGCUAGAGCUGAUCCGGCGCUUGCGGCACCGAGGCUGCAGCGAAGAGCACAGAUUGGGUGAUCCAGAAGAAUUAAUGUUCCAAUAUUUCAAGCGUUUUGGGGACAAGCCCUGCUGCUUUACUGAUAUCAAGGUGUUUGUCGACCUCCUCCCUCCAACCCAGUAUACAAAGUUCAUCAACCAGUUGUUGGGCAUCAUCCCCUUGUCUCCACCAACCGAAGGUGCGCUUGCGUUCCCAGCGAGCACUAGAGCGCUGCAGCAACACUUGUGUGUCGUGCAGUUGACCAGGUUGCUUGGCCUUUACCAUGCGAUGGACAAGCCACAUAAGCUGGCUGCUGUCCGUGACUUGAUGCUGCGGUAUCGACACGGACUGGAUUUUGGCAAAUCCUGUUUGAAGACAGAGUUGCAGUUUUCCGACUACUAUUGUCUCCUUGCUGUCCAUUUACUCCUUGACAUCUGGCUCGAGGCAGGUGAAGAGGCAGCUUCCUGGCGGUGCUUGGCGUUGCUGGAGGAAGGUCUGACCCACAGUCCCUCCAAUGCUCAGUUCAAGCUGCUGCUCAUCCGAAUCUACUGCAUUCUCGGGGCCUUUGAGCCAGUUGUGGAGCUCUACUCCAGCCUGGAUGCAAAGCACAUUCAGCAUGACACAAUUGGUUACUUGCUGACCCGCUAUGCUGCAGCCUUUGGUCACUACGCUGCCGCGUCGCAGUCCUGCAACUUUGCACUCAGGUUUUUCCACUCCAACCAGAAAGAUACCUCAGAAUACAUUAUCCAAGCCUAUAAAUAUGGUGCAUUUGAAAAGAUCCCGGAGUUCAUUGCUUUCAGGAACCGACUGAACUCCUCGCUUCAUUUUGCACAAGUCCGCACCGAACGGAUGUUGCUGGACCUGUUACUUGAAGCAAAUAUAUCAACCAGUUUAGAAGAAAGUAUAAAGUCCAUGAGCCUCAGUCCCGAAGACGACGACAUUCCCUGGAAUGAUCUGCAAGAUAACCGAGACCUCACUGUCUUGUUUAAUUGGGAUCCAAAAGACAGGUGCAUUUCUGAAGACAACCGGAGGCUUUCCUUGGAGGAGGAGACCAUCUGGUUGCGGAUCCGGUCCCUGACGCUGCGGUUGAUCAGUGGCCUGCCGGCACUUAGCCACAAAGCUCAGCCACGGAACUCAGAGAGGAACACAGAGAACGGUGUCUCCUCCAAAAUUGACACCAUCCGGGCUCUGCUGCAGCAACUGGACGCUGCCGUGAAUUCGGGGAAACGCUUUCUGGAGCAGAAGAUCCAGUAUCCAGUCCUUGGUCCUCCUCCUUCUCGAAUGGCCCGUUACUUCAGCAGUGGGAGCUGCCAGUGCCAGACCAGCUUGUUUAAUCUUGUUAGUGAAAUUCAUGACCUUGAUACCAACGGUUUAGAAGAUUCAACAGCAAUUCAAGAGAGAAUAGGAAAUAGCUUGACAUCAUUAUUAGAACAACUAACAGAUCAGUUCAAUAAAUGCAAAGGCGAUCUCUUGGAAGUGAGGGAGAACAGCGUCAAAACGCAUCCAAAUAUUCUAGAAAAUCUUGUCUUCUUUGUGGAGACCGUUUCCAUUGUCCUGUGGGUCUGUGGUUAUUCGGACACCAUUCUCCGGCCCUGCCGGUCAAGCCUGCAGAAAAAGAAGAAGAAGAAAAAAGAGAGCAACAUCACAAUGCCUCCAGUUUUUGCCAGCUUCCAAGAAUACCUUUCUGGGCUUCAGACACUCACUUCCAAUGGGAUCGAUCAUAUCAAAGGGCUUGAAAUUACUCUCACUGCACUUAAACUUGAAGAGCUGUCUAUAGAGGACGACUUACUGUUGCAGGAAGAAAAGAAGUUUACAAAGAUUGCGCUAGGGAAGGUCCAGAGCAGUUACCAGCAUGCAGUUCAGGAAAUGGGAGAGCUGCUUAAAAAGAGACUUGACACCAUCAAACACCUGAAGGUGUGAGGAAGCACCACCCAGGCGCCGCCAGAAGGCAGGGAGCGAAGAGCUGACGCCAGACAACGAAAGGAGCCUCACCCGCCACCCCUCUGACAUCGAAAUCUGGAACUUCCUCACCAAUGCAUGAAGGACUUUUAUCAUAAGAUAGUUUUUUUAUGUAUUACAAAGUUAUAUUCAAGUGAUUAAAUUAUUGUACAUAAAAUUGAGGCGCAGGGACCCUCCUCCGUCAGGGUUAGACCACUUUUUAUACACGUUCAUAAUAAGCCUAUUGUAACUGAAGCAAAAACCCUUGAACUUGUUUCGCUUCCCUUUGUGGGUGGAGAGGGAGCCUUCUCCUGAAACGCUUCUGGGGGUUUUGACGUCUUUAGAAGCAGCAAUAGAAAUCCAGUGUAAAGCAUAUUUCAAAGGAGUUUGUAUUUUCUUUUUUCCAUCCCAUGAUGCAGCGUUUCUAUUUUUGUGUCUCCGUUUCUUGCCUUAGGAAAGCAGAAGUUGAGAGGGGCCUGUGCUCAGCUGUGAGGCUUUGAGCCGCUUACUGCUCCUCAGGCCUUUUCCCCUUGCUCUCUUCAUAGGCCCAACUUAGUUACGUUCCCAGAGGGUUGAAUAGGAGGCCUGCGCAAGUUCGGUUUUUAACCUUUUUGUGUGUUUGCCCCCCACCUUAUAAAGAAAGAAACACUAUACGGAAGCGGUAGGAUGAGUUGAUUCAUACCGAAAUAGUGACCGAAGGAAGCGAUAUACUUCAUUUUGAAAUGCAGUUGACUGAAAGCAGGAACAGGUUGCUUUUCUGCCACUUGCAGCCCAGAGAGAUGACCCAUGCUAUCUGUCUUGGGGCAAAAUAGUGAUUGGUUCAUACAAUCUGGAAUGGUGUCUUCACUAUUGAGGUUUAGGACUGGAUGAACUUGUGAGCACACUUUGAGUUGCGCCUCCUGUUUCUCACGCUUACCUAAUCUUACGACAGAUGCUGAGCAUCUUUGGGGAAUGUAUGUAAGAUAAACUUAUGAUGAGGUAGACAUGUGGACAACAGGCCGCUCCAACCCAUUGCCAAAGGACUAAAUCUCAUUCCACCUGACACAGAUCUUGGUAAGGACUUGCAUCCGCUCCUGGCAGGUUAAGGGCUAUGUCUAUUGUUUGGAAGACAGACUAGGGCUGGAUCUACACUGCCAUCUAAUCUAGUUCAGUGCAGUUAAUCUGCAUUCAAAAACUGCAUUAUAUAGCAGUGUAGAUCCAGCCUAUGAUACGAGGAUUGGUCUCCAGUGUUCAGGUCAGAAGCUUUGGCUUUUGGUGACAGAUCCACAGUCUCAUGUCUAGCCAAAUACCUGCUUUGUGCCCCAUUGUGUUUGAUUUUAUUUUCAAGCUAACAAGACAAAAAUAUCCUUUCCCCCCUUUCCUGGUUGUAAUUGUGUUUCAAUACUAACCUUGUGUUGUUGUUUUUUACUGACCAGAACAAGGGAAAGAAGCAGCGGAUUGAACUCUUUUUCAAAACCGAGCAGAUACCUCCACCUAAAAACAGGUUAUGUUUGGAAGCAAGCUUUGGCAAAAUUACUGGUUUAAGAAAAAGAACAUCCAGCGAUGUAGCUUUAAUGUUUGGAGAGCGCUAGUGAUGUCAGUCAGAUUUGCUAGAAGUCAAGUGAUGGAUUUUUUCCCCAUUUGUUUCAGGACCGCUCUCCAUCUUUGUGUAGCUUCCAAGUCUAGCCAGUGUUGUGAUAGACAGAGCCUGGACUAGUCAUCUUGGACAAAAGCUAAACCCAAAUUUGGGAGUCUUUUAACCUUUUGGUCCAAAGACUCGGACCACAAACCACGCAGGUGUCCUCUUAGGGGAGACCUGUGUGGGUUUUAUUUAAAUUGCUAGAGAAGUUCUCCUCAAGAGAACAGUGUAUUCAGCAUAGUUUGACAAGAUACAAGACUGAAAUUCGGAUUUUGUCUGUAUAUGUUUCAGAACAACAGCCUCCUUUGUUUCCAGCAGGUAACUGCUUUGUGUGAGAGGCUUUUAAAAAUGUUUCCAACCAAACAUUUCUUCAUUAGGCGUCAGGGUCCAAAGUGCCUAGUCUUGCUGACCUUAUUGUGAGAUAUUUCUCCUGUUAGGAGCUGAAAUAACGUGUUUCUCAUUUCCGUGUGUUGCCCUGCAAGGGUCCCGGGAAUUGUCAGUGGGAAGUGCCAUUGAAAUGGACCGUUUGCUUAGUGUGGCUCAUGCUUGCUGUCUCCUGAGCUGCAUUCAGGCAUUGGCUCUGCUCUGGAUGAGGCUGGCAGUCCGUUUUGGCUGAAACCCAGCAUCUUUUUAAAAAUGUUGAAAGGAAUUGUUGAAAUGUGUAGUUCAGUUGCCCUUGGGGAAAUGGGCAUGCCUCGUGUUGGAGCGGAGUGGUUCCAUCUUUUUGGAGUUGCACUCAACUCCUUAGUCUUCCAUGGCUCCAAAGGAGGCUUGCCUCUGUUUGGGCCUUCCUGGCGGAGCAGGCCAAACGGUUCUGGGGCGUUCUGGAGCUCUGGGAACUGUCAAACAGAGAGGGUUCUCACUCAACCAGAUGUUUCCUUUUUGUCCCCUUUGAAUUUGUGUAAAAUGUUGUUUUAUCCCAUUUUUCCUGUGCUUUAACAUGUACCGCCAGAGUGCUAAAAGCCAACUGUUUACAGACCAAGAGACGUUUGUUCUUUAUUGCAGCCAAGGUCCUUCCACCGCUGUUUCCGGCCACCCAGUUCUUCUCCGAAAUGCAUUUUCUUGUGGGUUGGAAUGGAGGACAUCAAUCCACACAGAAAACCCUGUUGCCUGGCUGUGUUUGUUUGGAUGGAGGGGGGGAGGCAUUGUAUCUUUUUAGUCAUUUUUAACUGUUUAAAAAUUGCAUUUCUAUUUUGCGACUGUUCUGUUUGAUUUAUGGGGCGUUUUGUCUCUUUCUUGAACCUGUUCAAAGGGGGGGGGAUGUCUUUCUCCCUCCCCGGUUUGCGCCGCUUGCUCUUAAGUUAUGACUGUGGAAAGUCUGUAUGGAACAGCCUCCGCCGCCCACCGAAUUUCAGUGACGAAACUGCUAGCGAUCUGCUUUAAACUGGAUGGGUUUAUAAUUUAUAAAAAGUCGAGUUUCUUUUUAAAA
Molecule: messenger RNA, 6216 nt
Organism: Anolis sagrei ordinatus
Lineage: Eukaryota; Metazoa; Chordata; Lepidosauria; Squamata; Anolidae
Gene: NAA25
Product: N-alpha-acetyltransferase 25, NatB auxiliary subunit
Biological process (GO): N-terminal peptidyl-methionine acetylation
Cellular component (GO): NatB complex; cytoplasm
Molecular function (GO): protein binding
Source: RefSeq, a predicted model, not a curated record